Dujonia railenensis is the source of this 1923-nucleotide messenger RNA. The record is from the annotation of a GenBank genome assembly. NCBI's taxonomy places the organism in Eukaryota, Fungi, Ascomycota, Pichiomycetes, Serinales, Debaryomycetaceae.
AUGUCGGAGGAAAUAUCUCUAUCCAUUUCUGAGACCAACAAGCUUCGCGCUCAGCUUGGUUUGAAGUUAAUAGAAGAGCCUGAGCUGCAGCAUGAGCCAUCUACAGAUAUCAAGUCAUCCAGUGAAUUGUCAAUUGUAGAGACUAACAAGUUGAGGCUAUCCCUUGGACUUAAGCCUAUUCCACUUCAAGAUACUGCUAGUAGUGAAGAUAUCGAAUCAGCGCCAGCUAUAAAAUCUGAUUCGCUGCAGGAUAAAAUUCGUAAACGUAUUGAAGAAGCUAAGGUAAAAGCAAUCAAGAAGAGGAAGCUACAGAGAGAUGCUGACUCUGUUUUCAGUAAUGAAGCUGAAUCUACUGACGACUGGUUGAACAAUCUUGGCAAGCUCAAGAAAACCUCUGUGGAACAAGAAAAACUGAAAAAGAGAAUUAAAGUGUCGUCUAAUCUUGAGGAAGAUAAUGAUCUUGAUGGAGCUACUGUAGAUUAUGAUGCCAAUGAGCUUGCCUUGCUAUCUAACAACGACAUCUUAACAUUUAAAGAUACGGAUGUUUUGGAAGAAGAUGAGAUUGAGGGAGAGCUUUCAAACGCCAUGUUGGAGAAGCGUAGAAAGUUGAAAUAUGAACUCAAGGAAAGGGAAAACGCUGAAAAUAUCAAGCAUCUCGGUAGGCAUCACAAACAGAUAGAUGAUAACAAUAGCAACAGUGAUGUGGAAGAUGGGAGCAAUGGCUCUCAAAAGGUAUUGGUACGCAAUAAAGUUUCGGGUAACCUCAUCAAUGUUAAUAAUAGGAAAGUCCCCAAGGCUACUCUGGCCGAGGAGAAAAAACUUCAACUUGUAGACUUGUUCAAUGAUAUAGGUAGCGAAGUGGCUACUGAAGAUUAUGCUAAACCAAAACAGACCAAGAUGAAGAAGAUCAAGAAAAGGGGACCUUCAUCAAGCAGAUCUAAAUCAAUAGAGCCCUUGGAUAUUAAAGUGGUACAGUUGGAUCAAGAGCAAGCUGAUGAAGAAUAUGUGGAUUCUGAGUUGCAAGAAUUAUUAUCUCGGAAAAGGAAGCUCAAACAAAGAGAGUCUCGCAAAAACUUGACUUCGGAAGAAAUGGCGAAGGAGAUAUCUAUAUAUGAGAGGUUGGAGAAAGAAAGGGAGCUAGAAAGCAUUCAUACUGUACCGGAGGGUUUAGUAUUUGAUGAUGUGAGUGAAUUUUUCGAUAAAUUGGGCAAUGCCACAGAGAAUGGAGAUGAACCGGCUAACAAUGGAAAUGAUAGAGCUGAUGACACUGAAGCAAUCGAUAGUGAAGAUGUGGCUAAAUAUAUUGAUAUCACUAAAGAAGAAAAAGGGAGAGAAGAAGGUCAGCAAGAAGAAGCUGAAUCUAACGAUGUGUCUACUAUUAAUGAAGAUGAAGAAUCAGCUCCCAAAUUCAAUGGUCUAGGCUCAACUUUGAAAUUUUUACAGUCGCAGAAUAUUGUCCAGAAGUCAACCCAGGAAGACCAAACUCGAGCAAGAGAAUUGCGAGAGGCUCAAAGAGAAGCAGAGAUCUUGAAAUUCAACAUUUCUGUUGAAGAAAGAGUGCUUAGGGACGAGUUGGCACAAGACAAGCAAUUCAUGAAUACAUCCAAGGUUGAAAGAGAAGAGCUAUUUCAGCUUUAUCUCGAUCAGAGGCUCCGAGAAAAGAGAAUUUUACCUGAGAUAUCCAAUGCCAGUGGUAAGUACUCAAGGUAUCGCCAAGCUGGUACAACUCCUACGGCCGUUAAUAAGCUUAAGAACUACAACCCGCAAGUUAAACUUACUUACAGAGAUGAUGACGGCAAUGAACUUAGUACUAAGCAAGCAUACAAGGUGCUUUCACACCAAUUCCAUGGUGUUGGGCCAAGUAAUAGUAAGCUGGCGAAGAAAAAUGUCGCUUCCAAUUCCAAAAAUCAGAUCAUACACUAG